AUGGUGGCUGAGUAUCAGCCGCAUGGCUACGCCGGGGCGCACAAGGACAGCGUGGUCGGCGGCGCCGAAGCCAUCUUCGAGCUGAACCGGAUUUUGUCGAUCACGACCUGUUGUCCGAUACCUUUCGACCCUCCUGUCGGCGCCAAUGAUACCAGCCAUGCGCAGUCCGAAUUGCAGCCGCAUCUCUUUCAAGACGUUGCAAAGGAGUAUAACCUCCGGAUUGAGGUGAAAGUGACAAAAACGACAUCGAUUGCAGACUUCCGCCUUUUGAUAACCACCGUGUAUGAUCGUAUACUGCGCUGGCACACCACUCGCCAGUCGAUGUCUCUAUCAACCACACUGAACAUCAACCUCGUCAAUGUCCAGCACGGCGGACAUCUUGCCUCUUCACGGAGGAAGCCCAUAUGUAUCCUAUGCAGAGUGUUGUGA
Molecule: messenger RNA, 429 nt
Organism: Fimicolochytrium jonesii
Lineage: Eukaryota; Fungi; Chytridiomycota; Chytridiomycetes; Spizellomycetales; Powellomycetaceae
Exons: 3
Coding region: 1-429 (142 amino acids)
Source: RefSeq, a predicted model, not a curated record